GCAAGAUUUUCUUCCAAAAACGGCGUGAACUGCGAAACCUCUAAAGAACAUAAUUCCUCCUUUUCAAGGUUUCUUCAGUAUCACUGACUCAAACAAGUUCUGCUCAGAGAUCCAAUUUCUUUCCCAUUCUCUUCUCGAUUUUGCUCAAAAAGCUUUGAUUUUGGGCUCAUUAUUAGCUAAGUUCGACGAGGGUUUAGCGAAGAUUUAGAGUGUUGAAAACCCUAGGAUGUGUCUUUAGCGAAGGGAAACAAUGGCGAAAGCGUCGACGAUGCAAAAGAAGAGAUGGGCACUGAUGGUUUUGUUGUUUCUAUCUGUAUCAACAGUUUGUGUGAUUCUCGUGAGAUCUAGUUUUGAAUCCUGUAGCGUUGGUGGCCAAUUCGUGGAUAGCAGCGCCUUGAGGUUUCAAUCGAAUCCUCUAGCUUUCAUGAAAUCGAAGCUCGUUUUGUUAGUCUCCCACGAGCUAUCUCUCUCAGGUGGACCUCUGCUCUUAAUGGAAUUGGCGUUUUUGUUAAGAGGAGUUGGUGCUGAAGUUGUUUGGAUCACUAAUCAGAAACCACUUGAAGAAGAUGAAGUUGUCUAUAGUCUUGAACACAAGAUGUUAGACCGAGGAGUUCAGGUUAUCUCUGCAAAGGGUCAGAAAGCUGUAGAUAUAGCUCUCAAGGCUGAUUUGAUUGUUCUUAAUACUGCUGUGGCUGGGAAAUGGCUGGAUGCUGUUCUCAAGGAAAAUGUUUUUAAAGUUCUACCUAAGAUCCUUUGGUGGAUUCAUGAGAUGAGAGGACAUUAUUUUAAUCCGGAUUUGGUCAAACACCUCCCGUUUGUUGCAGGGGCUAUGAUUGAUUCGCAUGCAACAGCUGAAUACUGGCAAAACAGAACUCAAGCUCGCUUAGGGAUUAAGAUGCCUAAAACUUACGUUGUGCACCUAGGAAAUAGCAAGGAUUUGAUGGAAGUAGCUGAAGAUAGUGUUGCCAAGAGAGUUCUCCGUGAGCACGUCCGAGAAUCUCUUGGAGUGCGGAAUGAAGACUUACUGUUUGGCAUUAUCAAUAGUGUAUCGCGUGGAAAAGGCCAGGACCUGUUCCUCCGAGCAUUCCACGAAAGUCUUGAAAUAAUCAAAGAGAAGAAACUUCAGGUACCAACAAUGCAUGCAGUAGUAGUAGGGAGUGACAUGAGCCGGCAGACAAAGUUCGAGACAGAGCUACGCAAUUUUGUCCAAGAAAAAAAACUUGAGAACUUUGUCCACUUUGUCAACAAAACUCUGACCGUAGCGCCAUAUAUAGCAGCCAUAGACGUUCUUGUCCAGAACUCCCAAGCCAGAGGAGAGUGCUUUGGGAGAAUAACAAUCGAGGCCAUGGCCUUUAAGCUACCUGUACUUGGCACUGCAGCCGGAGGAACAAUGGAGAUUGUAGUGAAUGGAACGACCGGUCUGUUACAUAGUGCAGGGAAAGAAGGAGUGAUACCUCUCGCUAAGAACAUAGUGAAAUUGGCAAUGCAAGUUGAGUUACGGCUAACAAUGGGAAACAAUGGGUAUGAGAGGGUAAAGGAGAUGUUUUUGGAACAUCAUAUGUCACAUCGAAUAGCUUCGGUACUCAAAGAAGUCUUGCAACACGCAAAGGCCCGUGCUUUACGAUGAGAUGAGAUCAUUAAACAUGAAUGCGAAAAUGUUUCUUGAUCCCUCUAAUUUAUUCUGUUCAAAGAAAAUUACAAAUACUACCCAAAGAGAAGUUUUUUUUUGUUUGUGUAUGAUGAUUUUUUAAUUACGAAAUACGAGUUGAGACUUGAUAUCAGUUUAUUGCUGCAACCUGAA
Molecule: messenger RNA, 1801 nt
Organism: Arabidopsis lyrata subsp. lyrata
Lineage: Eukaryota; Viridiplantae; Streptophyta; Magnoliopsida; Brassicales; Brassicaceae
Exons: 5
Coding region: 251-1627 (458 amino acids)
Molecular function (GO): glycosyltransferase activity
Source: RefSeq, a predicted model, not a curated record